This is a messenger RNA of Fusarium fujikuroi IMI 58289, 1365 nucleotides long. Its product is annotated as related to cytosine deaminase. Bases 1 to 1365 code for a protein of 454 amino acids. Gene Ontology annotation, molecular function: hydrolase activity, acting on carbon-nitrogen (but not peptide) bonds, in cyclic amidines. The transcript has a single exon. The record is from RefSeq and is a predicted model, not a curated record. Lineage: Eukaryota; Fungi; Ascomycota; Sordariomycetes; Hypocreales; Nectriaceae.
AUGGACUUCAAAAACAUCAUUCUUCCGUUCCAAGACUCUUCAACACAAUGGGACAUCCGCAUAGACGAAGGAGUAGUUACCUCCAUGGAACCAUCCGCCGACAAGACAACACCAAGCGUAAUGCUUCCCUCACUCUGCCAUCCUCAUAUCCAUCUCGAUAAACCAUAUCUCCUCACCUGCAACCACCCAAGAUCCUCCAAUCAUCCAGACUACUCUGAUCUAGCCCCCAAAACAGGAGGAUUUCAAGAAGCCUUGGCCAAUACAGCUGAAGCGAAGAAGCGCUACACCGAGGAGGACUUGUACUUACGAGGCUCUCAGCUUAUAGCCACAAGUUAUAAACAGGGCGUUACAUUUAUGAGAGCCUUUGUUGAGGUUGAUUCCGUCACCGAACUUAAAGCUCUGGAGGUGGGACUGCGGUUAAAGAAGGAGUUCGAGGACUUUUUGACAGUGCAAAUCUGCCCUUUUGCACAGGACCCCAUAUUCUCGACGGAGAAGGGAGAGGCGAACCGAGCAAUGUUUGAGAAAGCGCUUGGACAGUUCGGUUCGGAUAUUGAGGUAAUUGGAAGUACUCCAUACGUGGAAUCUGACCUUGAGGCACAGAAUCAGAAUAUUCGGUGGGCUAUUGAGACGGCAUUGAAACAUGGGAAACAUCUCGACUUUCACAUCGAAUUCAACUUACAGGGCGAUGGAACCCACAUGUUAGUUUUUGACCAUGUCAUUGAAGAGCUCGAGCGUCUUAAUUGGCCUACAUACCCCGGCGCUCCGACUGUUGUUUUUGGGCAUGCUACGAGACUUACUCUGGCUAGACAUGAUGAUCUCGUCAAACUGUCACAGAAGCUGAGAGAGACAAGAUUACCGAUCCACUUCGUCGGAUUGCCAACUAGCGAUCUAUACAUGAUGGGCCGACAUGGCUCUGAUGGUUCAGAACAGAGCGAACCACUCAGUCGGCCAUGCGGUACAAUCAUGGUCCCCAAGCUCAUUCAGGACUACGGAAUCAAUGCUUGCUUAUCAGUCAACAACGUCGGCAACCCAUUCACUCCCCACGGUGACGGGGAUCCCCUCAAAGUAGCAAGCUUGGGCGUUGGCCUAUUCCACGCCGGGACAGUCGAGGACGCAAAAGUUCUUUACGAAGCUAUCAGCACGCGAGCAAUGGACGCGUUAAAUCCCCGCGCGGAAGGACAUCAUGACAUGUUCACAUUAGCGGAGUAUCACCAGACGAUGCCGAUGCUUUUGUACAAGAAUGAGGAGAACAUCGAGAUUAGUUCGGUGAGUGGAAGCGUCAACGUUCCAGCGAGGCAGAGGCUUAGCAUUCAGGAUAUUGUGUGGGAUCCACCGGAGACACGACUCAGAAGCAUCGUUGAAUAG